Halichondria panicea is the source of this 1826-nucleotide messenger RNA. Its product is annotated as probable proton-coupled zinc antiporter SLC30A4. The transcript is spliced from 8 exons. Gene Ontology annotation, cellular component: plasma membrane. Gene Ontology annotation, biological process: zinc ion transmembrane transport. Gene Ontology annotation, molecular function: zinc ion transmembrane transporter activity. Bases 167 to 1738 code for a protein of 523 amino acids. Lineage: Eukaryota; Metazoa; Porifera; Demospongiae; Suberitida; Halichondriidae. The record is from RefSeq and is a predicted model, not a curated record.
UUUUGCACUCGGCUACUUACUUGUGCACACGGCACAACAAGCAAGGUCACAGCGAGAGGAAGAUCUGUACAAAAGGAAAACUGCUGAAGCUACUGUACUGUACUGUCAACUGUAUACGCGGUAUACAGUUAGCUAGCUAGCUAAAGGAAAUCUACAGGAAUUUUCCAUGGAUAUCCCGAGAAGACCUGGAACCCCAAGCUCCCCAGAAGCAGCAGUUCGGCAGACUUGGUCCAAUCAGAAGGGAGUAAUAACAUCACCUGAUCCACUUCAUACAGGACCGCACUUUGACCUUAAUUCCGUCUCAGCAAACAGUCUACCAAACAUUCAGAUAACAAGGGGGAACGGAAGUAUCGGUUUAAGUACCUGCCCUUGUGCGGUCAACUGUAACAAAAACUGCUGUAAAUCUUCUAGAGCUAUGAUUGGUACAAAACCCGAUCCCUAUGGUGAUGAAACACCACUGUUGUCGCCGGUGAAGAACUCGAUUCAGCGCUCUGAGAGCCCAGCCGGAUCCUAUGGCUCCACCGACAGCUCUGACCAACUACUCUCAGACGAAGAGGCCAAAGUGAGGACGAGUGGACACAGCGUAGACAUCGGGUACGACUCUGACUCAAAAUUGGAAGCUUCUGUAAAGUGUGGCUGUCACGUGAUCGUCAAAGACAAAACUAGUCGCAGUGCUAACAUCAAACUAGUCAUUGCCUCAUUCAUUGCUCUGUUCUUUAUGAUUGGCGAGGUCCUAGGUGGAUACUUUGCUGGUAGCCUAGCAAUCAUGACUGAUGCUGCUCACAUGCUCUCUGACCUGGCCGGAUUCCUCAUCUCUCUGUUUGCCAUUUGGGUCGGCUCUAGACCACCCUCAAAGAGAAUGUCAUUUGGGUGGCACAGAGCAGAGGUGAUCGGAGCUAUAAUCUCAGUACUAAUCGUGUGGGUGUUGACUGGUGUCUUGUUCUACGAAGCAAUUCAGCGUGUGAUCAAUCCUGAUCUGAUUAAUGUCAAGGCUGAUAUCAUGUUGAUCACAGCUUGCGUUGGAGUGUUUGUCAAUGUCUUCAUGUGUGCAGUGCUUGGUCACGGUCAUGGGCACUCCCACGGUGGUGGGGGUCACGGACACAGCCAUGGUGGCCAUGGUAGCAAGAGAGGUGGUCACUCUCAUAGUCAUGACGACGUGGAGGAAGGAAACAGUCGACUGAGUCGCUUCAAACGUCGACUACGAAGAAAUAAGAAACAAGAAAACGCUGAGAACAUCAAUGUACGAGCCGCAUUUGUGCACGUGAUUGGAGACCUCAUUCAAAGCAUAGGAGUUGUUAUAGCAGGAUACAUCAUCUGGUUUAGGCCUGACUGGAAAAUAGCCGAUCCAAUUUGUACUUUUCUGUUCUGUGUUCUGGUGCUCUUCUCAACUAUCAAUGUCCUCAAAGAUGCUCUGAGAGUGCUAAUGGAAGGUACACCCUCCCAUAUUGACUAUGAGGAUGUGAAGGCUGACCUUCAAGAGAUUGCAGGAGUCAAGCAGGCACACUCAUUGCACAUAUGGUCCCUGACAACCACCAGGACAGCACUGGCUGCUCACCUCGCCAUGGAGACUGGGGUUAAUGCUCAAGAAGUGCUCGACAAAGCCUCGAAAAUGCUCAAAGAUAAGCACAAUAUUGUCCACACCACGUUGCAAGUGGAGGACCACCAUAACCUGAUGGACGAUUGUGGAACUUGUCAACAACAAACUAAACCAAAGUCUAAGCUUUGUUGGAUUUGCUAACUAGAAUGCUCUGCUUAUAAAGUUGAGGUUUUGCUCGCACUGUUUAUGUGAUUGUGUAUACGUGUUUGUAAUUUUUCACUUAUAAAAA